Molecule: messenger RNA, 7265 nt
Organism: Lytechinus pictus (painted urchin)
Lineage: Eukaryota; Metazoa; Echinodermata; Echinoidea; Temnopleuroida; Toxopneustidae
Product: serine/threonine-protein kinase dyf-5-like
Exons: 14
Coding region: 777-2588 (603 amino acids)
Biological process (GO): cilium assembly; intraciliary transport; intracellular signal transduction
Cellular component (GO): cytoplasm; nucleus; cilium
Molecular function (GO): protein serine/threonine kinase activity; ATP binding
Source: RefSeq, a predicted model, not a curated record
AGUGGUCUACGUACGUCUCCUCGCCGCUCCUCGCCCUCCUUGAUCCUCCCGGCCGAGAAUCCCCAAUCGUAAGAAAGUAGACAGACUUUGGGGAGAUCGUAGACUAUUGAAUGUGUAUUCACAAUUUACCGUCUAUUAUAUAAAUUCACCUAUUCAACGAUGUGCAUAUUGCUAUGGCAUUUACGUGUAAAUAAAUUUGUGUGUAUAAUUUGGACAUCUAGGCACCAACUAUGAAGAUAAAUACAGCUUAAUAGAACAGGGAACAGAGUGGAACAAAGGCCAAUCACAGCUGUUGCAAAUAACCAUCAUCGAUGCAUACAUCCCUCCAUCGUGCAGCACCUUAGUCAGCAUUGAGUAUGGUGCCAGCUGUAUGCAUGUACAUCACACUACCAUCAGAGUAUAAAUAGGACCCAGCCAAGUUAGCAUUCCAUGUGCCACGUUCACAACGUUUGACAACCAUCCAUUAGGCAUGAGAGUAUCGUGAUUAAUUAAUGAACACAUUAUUUGCGAAUCAACACUGGAUCAUAGGCAUUGUUCAGUUCAUCACAAAAAACUGAACUGAAUUUUGUUCGAGGAGUGGUGAUAUUACAAGCAAACUCCUCUGGACUUAUCUUCUUCCCACUAUGGACAUCUUUCAUGCAUCCUAUGUCAAAGAUCGAAUGAGGACUUACUCAUCGCUCUCUUAGGUAUGCAUGUCAUGGCGAUAAGAAGGACAUCUUAACAGCAUACAUUAAAACUCUUGUUUGAAAGUGCACUUUUCAAGUUAGAAUUUCACGAUGAACCAGUAUCAGCUUCAAAAGCAACUGGGAGAUGGAACGUAUGGGAGUGUUCUUCUCGGCUGUAGGUUCGAUAAUGGAGAGAAAGUCGCCAUCAAAAAAAUGAAAAAGAAGUUUUAUUCAUGGAAUGAAUGCAUGGAUCUGAGAGAGGUCAAGUCUCUGAAAAAGUUGAACCAUGCAAACAUUGUCAAGUUGAAGGAAGUGGUUCGAGAAGACAACAUCCUUUAUUUUGUGUUUGAGUACAUGCAAGAGAAUCUUUAUGAACUAAUGAAAGGAAGGGUUAAAUUAAUAGCGGAACCAGUUAUCAGGAAUAUUGUAUACCAAAUUCUCCAAGGACUAGCGUACAUCCACAAAAAUGGUUUCUUCCACCGAGACAUGAAGCCUGAGAAUCUGUUAUGCUGUGGACCUGAACUCAUUAAGAUUGCUGACUUUGGUCUAGCGAGAGAGACCAGGUCCCGCCCUCCGUACACAGACUACGUGUCAACAAGAUGGUAUCGAGCACCAGAGGUCCUACUACGCUCCACCAAAUACAGCUCACCCAUUGACAUGUGGGCGGUAGGAUGUAUCAUGGCUGAGCUUUAUACGUUAAGACCUCUAUUCCCUGGUAGUAGUGAGGUAGAUGAGAUAUUCAAGAUCACUACGAUAUUGGGCACCCCUAAGAAGGAGGAAUGGGUGGAGGGAUACAGGUUAGCAUCCCAGAUGAACUUCAAGUUUCCUCAAUGCGUAGCCAUGCCACUCAAGACAAUCAUACCCAACGCAAGUCCCGAAGCUCUUCAACUCAUACGUGACAUGCUUGCCUGGGAUCCCCAGAAGAGACCCACGGCAGCACAAUGUCUGAAAUACAAGUACUUUCAAGUUGGUGUAGGUGAGCUAGGUGCCAAAGUUCAGCCGUCCACUCGACAACAGCAGCAUCCGAAUCAAUUACUACAAAGGGAAGCACCCAAUCAAAGUUCUGCGAAGAGGAGAGUCGUAGCGGAACAGAAACCAGCACAAAGCCCUCCCCCCAAAGUGCAACCUAAGAAGGAAAAUGCCCCUCCCAAGGACAGUAUGGACAAUUUCUUCGCCAAUUUAGGAAAGUCCAAAGAGGUGGAACCCUCAAAGCCUGUGAAUGCAGGAAACAAGAGCGGGAGGAGAAAGUGGGAAACAGUGAAGAAAGUGGAAGACAGUUGGGGUGAUGAUUUUGAUUUGGAUGAAAGUCGAGGGUUCGGUGGUAGCAGUGCCAAGACAAAGAAGAUAGGAGGAUUGAAAACCAAGGCUUUACCUACAAUCGGAGCAGGAAAUGCAGUCGGGAAAAAGGCCUCGUUAGAUUGGGAUGAUGAUGAUGACUUUUUAGGGAGUCCACCUAAGCAUAGAGUAGGUCCUUUAUCAACAAGAAACCAACCUGGAGUGGCUAGGGUGGGACUAGAGUCUGGAAAAUCCUCUGCUUCAUCAGCUAAACAGUUCUAUAUGGGCAAGGCCAGAUAUGUACCAGGUAUGAAUGUGAAGAGUCCGAGGAAGGAAUCGGGCCAUGGUUUACCUGCUCUCAAAGGAGUAGCCUCAGGUAGCGCUCAUAGAACUAAAUUAAUAGGAUCUAAUUACGCAAGGAGACCAGAUAACAACUUUGGUGGCGGUGGAGGAGGGGGAGGGAGCUAUAUUCCAUCAUUUUCAUCCAAACCAGACAGCUCUACUAGAAUAGGAGGCUAUAAUGAACCAUGGAAGACAUCAAAAGCAGGAGUAACAAAUACAUUUGGAGCUGGAAGGAACAAUGGCUUAAGAGCACAACCUGUACAUGGAAGAACAGAUUGGGCAUCCAAGUAUGGAGGUGUGCGGUAAUAUUCAGCUGAAGUUCGAUCUAAAGAGUGCAAUCAAUCAAUUGAGGAUUAUAGAACAAGUUCAUCGUAUUAAAUAUUAAUGUUGGAGACAUGGCAGGAACAUCCAUGCGGUUUGUGGAAAUGAAAUCACUCAGAAGUGCAUUUGACAAGGGUUAGAUAUGUUAGGCUGCCAAGUUGUAGCAGUGCCACUGAAAGUGUGUACCGGUACUCUCAAUCUUAGGUCCACUCAUAAAUGUUCAUGUAUUGAUGAAUAUUCAUGGUGGUGUUUAAUUAAUGCGUAAAUUUGUAGCUUUUACAUUACACACCUUUCUCCGUACACUGACUCCUCACGUCUCGUUUAAGAAAUGUUCAAAUCAAUCUUGCAGUACUGGAGUUUGUAUCUUCUCAGUAUCACCUUGACUAGAGUUUAAUAUGUUGUAAUUAUAUAAAAAGUCUGCAGAUGCGAUCUCUUUUCAAUGUAAAAUUUUUCAAUAAAGCAAAGCAUAGCUUAAAUUUGUACAGUAUUUUGUCUGAUAAUCAUAGUUAAAUGUAGAUAUGCCUUGGGGUAUAUUGUUGAGUACGCUACAGUCAGGCUACAAGUUGCAGUACUUCACAGACUGUUUAUUCAUGAGAUACAUGUAGUAUAAACUUUUUUGUAAAUAUGUGCCUGUUGUCUAUUUCAAAUAAUUUCAAUAAUCAAGACUUUAAAUACAAAUUCAAAGAAAAAUAAAAACUGUAGAAAUAAAAUUGUAACUUUGCAGAAUCGCAACAAAUCAGCUUCAAUUAAUAUGGGCAGAAUUACCAUAUUCCUGUUCUAAAACUGUAAAUGGAUGAAAUACAAGUAUAAGUAUUAUCACCGAUAAGAUAUUUAUAGUAUUGUCACAUUUUUGUGAUUUUGAUGAGAAUAUGAGAAGAGAUGCUUUUUAAUCUUGUUUGUACUACAUGUAAGCUAUAUGAAUUUGGUUGAUUGCUCUGGUAUUCUUAUCUCAUGUAUAUGUACAGCUUGUCUGAUUUCCUAUUGCCUUAUUGAACUCUAAAAGUAGGUGCUUUAUAUUCUACAUACAAUGAGACCAGGAGAAGGGGGAGGGGGGGGGGGUGUGUUUAAGAAAGUUGUAAAGAAAAAUAGGAGCUAUGUUUUACAUAUACACUGUACAUACAAUGUGCAGGUAUAUAUCGUACACAUAGUUUCCUGCAUAAAAGUUACCAUUCUGGAAAAAUUUGCCAUCCAUUAUUAUUUCCUAUGGAAUCCUUGAUUUUGGUUGGCCGUUAGUAGUUACCGUUGGAUGGCAAAGUUUAUUUUUGGUAAAUUUUGUGCAACCGGGUCCAGGAGUCUGUUGCAAAAUGAGAUGUGUUUAUUCACAAGUAAGACUUAAAACAGAAAUUGAGUGCAAGUCCCAAAUGUGCACUUCUGGGUCCAAUCUUACAAAGAGAUGUGAUUGAUCAAAUCAACCACAACUAUGAAAAGCAAGCAACAUAAAAAAUGCAUGUUUCUUUAAAAUAUUUUCUAGAUUUGCUGUAUAUUCAUACAUGCAAUGUUUUAUUGAAAAUUCAGUGUGCUUCUCUUUGUUUACAAAGGACACUGCAAAUUUCCUGUAAAAAAAUUAUGACACUGAUGGAUUUCCAUACAUUUGAGAAUGAUCGGAUCAGUCGUAACUCUUUGUAAGAUGGGGCCCAGAUAGGUUGCAUAUCAAGUUGUGUAUGAUAUCUACAUUUGCAUUUUUGAUCCUGACCAUUUCUACAACAAGACUUACUUUUUAUUCUGAGUGAUGUUCAAGGAAAUUUCUGGAAUGGUGUCAUCUGUGUCAUUGCAGUACUCUGCCCAUGCCUUGAAUUAAGUAAGAAGAUAAAUCUUUGGUAAAAUGCCACAAUUUCACAAAGGAAUAAAAAUAUGUCACUCUCCUGGUAGUUUGGGCCCUCAAGUUACACAAAGGCUUGCAAUCGAUUGCAAACUGGCAAUGGCCAUUUGAGAUCAUUGUUUCAUUCUAUUUUUUUUCUGGGAAUGCAAACAUUAUUGUCAUGUGGCAUCACUGAUAUGAUUGAACACAAUGUCCUCUCUUACAUAGUCUCAGUAUUUUGCAUGAAAAAGGUCAUCACCUUGUUCGAACAUUUGCCAAAGCUGUAAAUCAAGAUAUAUGUUAUAAUGAUGUGUGUGCUCAAAAUUACUAAUAUGUACACUGUACAUGUAAAUGUGAUUUAAAAAAAAACUUUGAUGAAAGACGUAGAACAAAUGCAAACAGCCGCUUCAUAGCUUCAACGUAAGAUAUUUUUGUGCAGUCUUAUGAAAUUUGAACAUACUCUUAUUGCAUGAGACUUUUAUAUCACAAGCUGAUAUGAAUAUUUUUUCAUUCAUACCACUUUGUAUAUUUUCAAUUGAAAAGUUACUGGUAAUUAAAAAUUCAGAAUCUCUAUGUAUUUUUAUGCUUGGUAUGAUAUACAUAAUAUGUGUUAUUAAUGCAUUCUUUCCUUCAAUUGACAAAAAAAGGCAAGAAUGAAAGCAUUCUGAACUUGCAGUCUUAUAGAAUUCAUUUGAAUGCAUUUCUAUCCAAUCCUAGACUUUGAAAAGUACAUAGAUACAUGUAUAUUAAUUCUGAUUGGAUAAGAAAUGGGAAUUUGAUUGCAUUUACUAAUCAAUCACACAGCAGUGAGAAGUGAUAUACAAGUAUCAUGCAUUGAAUAUUUCUAUUUUACUGAUUUCUGUUUUAUCAGAUAUUCUGUAUAUUGUGGCAAAUGCUAAAAUGAAAAUGAAAGCAAAAAACAUUGUAUAUUCACAGCCUUGUUGAUUACCUCUGUAAUGUACAUACAUGUACAUAUACAGCAUUUUCUAGAUGGUUUAUUUACACUUUCUUGCUUUUAUACAUGUAUAUUUCAGUCAUUGCCUUUACUUCCAUCAAUUUAAAACUUCUGUGAAUGUAUCUAGCUUUUCUCUUCCAUGCUUAAUGCUUACCAGUGUCUUAUCAGUAUGUUUUGAUAGGAUUAAGAUAGUUAAAUGUAAACAAAUGGGUGUCAUUCUAUCAUGAUUAAUAAAAGGAUUUGGUGUUUGCUCCUGCAACGACACCUUACAUGAAAAAUUCAAAAAACAAAAACAAAAAAAAACCCACCUAAAUAAAAGCAGAUACAUAUAUUUGAAUUAACGCUCUCAAGCCAAAACGAGAAUACAGUUUUACAUUGUACAUUCAUAAGAAGACAAGACCACAGAAGCUAAACAAAAUAAUGACUACAUAAAUUCUGUGAACAUUUUAUUUUCUGUUGUUAGCAGUACCAGAGUUUUUCUUUCAUCCGGCAUUUGUUUGAAGACACCAGGUUUCAUUAGUUUACAUUCUAGCUCUGCAAGCUGCUGUGUUGUGAUGUAAGUCUUUAUAUUUCAACUGUAUUCAUUCUGGAAGUGAGAAACAUUUCACUUAGAGAGAAAAAAAAGCAAUACUUGAUGAAAUAUUUUGUAGCAUUUUGAUUUGUUGUCUUCUCAGCUCAUUCCCACCAUAUACUUGUACAUUACUGUACAUGAAUGUGAAAUUAGGAUGCUUUAUUGCAGAAGAAAAAAAAAUGUCAAGAGUCCAAUUAACUUUUGUUUUUAAUACAUGUAUAUUUGUAAUUAAUUUGGAGCAGUUCAGAAUUGUUUUCCUGCAUAAUCCUCUGAAAGUCAUUCGCUUUGGAGUAGAAAUUGUGAAAUCGUACUACAGCUUGCUCUACACCAGCCAAUCAAGUAAUAGGGAUCUGUAGCCUGUAUUGAUAAAAGGUUGAAAUAACAUUAUAUGAUUAUACAAUUAAAAUCAAUGAUUUGAAUAUGGGGGGCAAAAUGUUACACAAACUGAAUGCUCGAUUUAUUUGCAUUUUAUUUGCAUAGAUUUGUGAACCUAAAAAUGGUGAAAAAUAUGUACAGAACACGAAAUCGAUCUUCUUGCAUUCAGCUCCCCACAGUCAAGUUAUAAAUCUAAUAUGAAUGCUUUCACUUUUGAAAAUAUAUUUCAAACUUUGUUAUGAUUUGAUAGAUAGAGGUGACUUGUGGUUCCAAGUUUAAGCAUCGUCUAAUCUCAAUGUGGAAGAUGUCUCACUCUUUCUGUGUUAAUAUUUGAAGCGAUUACCCUGUUAAGCUGUUUUAAAUAAAAUUUUAUACUUUCAAAUGUUAAAAAUCAGCCUCUCAAUCUGGCCCCCAUUUCAUGAAACUUGUCAUCAAUCAUAAAUGAAAUGCUUAUGUUAAAAGCCACUGAAAUUGUGCCAAUCGAUUGGCCAAAAGCACAUUUGUCUUUUAAUUUCAGCUGGUGCAUUUGAUGACAUAUUUACUGAAACAGGACCCUAGGUUUUUACUAAUUAAAUUUCUUAGAAGUAUGAGUUUUACAAUUUGUAUUCAGAAACUGAAAUUUGUAAUUUUUUUUUAAAUUAACAAAUAUUUGUGUGUGGAAUUAUACUCAAGAAUCUGUAGACAAGCACUUUAAGUAAUUCUGUAUUUUAUUCAUGUUGGAAAAUACACCUUUGUACUGUGUCAAUGUUGAAAUUGAUCUGAAGGUUUUGAUAUCGAACAAUGAUAAGAGUACAUUACCAGAUAACCGUCUAAUGCGAUAGGGAGGGAUAUAUUUAUAGCUAUUGACAUGAAUGAUUAUUUGUUUGUCAGUAAAGAUUCUAUUGUAAGAUAUGAUUUUUAUAUCAUGUACAUUUAAAAUUGUAUAAAUAAUGAAUUUAAUAAAUUCUUAGACUUCAGAUGAAA